UGAAUUUCCACAAAGUUUCCUUUUCUCUUGCAGCGUAUGUUUUAGGCAACAAAAGCCCUUUAUCUGGAGGACUCAUGACUUUUGGGUCUCUCCGUAGUGUGAUGUAGAGAAGUGGGUUAUUCUGGGUUGUGUGAUUUUUCUAUCAAACGAGUGUUAGAUCAUUGGAAGAAUUUAGGGGGUGGGUCUUUCUGGGUUUUGUGAUUUUUCUAUUCAAUUCGAAUCUUUUAGCCAUUUUCUUUUUACUUUGAAGUGGGUUCAAGAAAGAGGGUCCUCUUGGAUUUUCUCGGAAAAUUGGGUAUCAUAGCAGUUUCUCUCGAAACAAACCUUCAGUUCUCUGUUUCUAUGGUUCUUCUGAUUCUUGGAGCUUUAGGUCUCUGUUUUUCAUAACAGACAAUGAGAUUGAUCAUGACUUGUUUGUUUGAUUGUCUCUUUGAGUUUUAGUCUAGUGUUGAUUGCUGAUAUAAAUUGAGGGUUUUUUGAGAUUCUUUAGCAGAUUUGAACCAAGAUUAUUGUUUUUUUUUUGGAUGAGAUUUUCUAGGCUAAGAUGGCCUCUUUCAGUGGAUUAGGUAUUGGUUUGAGUUUUGUAUUUGGGUGCAUCCUCUUUGCCCUUGUCGGAGAGCUUUACUAUUUGUUGUGGUGGAAGAGAAGACCCACCAACAGAAGAGGGAUUGCAGAUCAUCAUUACACCCACCAUGCCAAAGAGCUUUCCUAUCUCUUGUUUUUCUGGAAGAAACCCAGUUGUUUGGGCACUAGGAAAUCUGAUCAACAAGUCACCAAUUCAGUGACAGACCCAGAUGCCAACAAUGGGCAUGAACCAGACCUUGAGUUGGGUUCAACCAAGGACUUGCUGAGGAAAGGCUUUGGCGAGGAAACUGUGGAGUCAGAGCUCAUGAGGCUGCACAAUCUCUGCGGCCCACCAAGGUUUCUCUUCACAAUCAAGGAAGAAACAAAGGAAGAUUUGGAGGCUGAUGAUGUGAAAUCAAGAGGGGAUAGAAGCAGAAAAGGGUCUAGAAAUAAAAGCCUGAGUGACCUUCUUGUUGCUGUUGAGACCCCAAUUCUCACCCCCUUGGCUUCACCAACAUUGAAGCCUCAUAACCACCGCUUGGAUUCUUAUAAUCAACAUGGGUUCAACUUCAAUCCUCUCUUUGAAUCAUCAACAGAGGUGGAGAUGAACUGGUGGAGAUCUUCACCCCCUCCAAAGUUCAAGUUCUUGAGGGAUGCUGAAGACAAACUUAUGAGAAGAUUGACGGAAGAAGCAGAAAAAAGGUCCUUUAAAGUCCAAGAAUCUGUGGCUACAGAAGAGAGAGAUGGUUCUUUUAUUAGAAUCAUUGUUGGGGGGAAGAACAGAGAAAGAGAGCUCAAUCAACAAGUUCCACAGUCCCAUUCAAAUACUUCACAGGUACUUCCACUGGCUUCAUCCCCUUCAACAACAUUCAGAUCACUUGAUAACAACAAACCCAUACAGCAAUAGAUCUUCAUGAACCAACAUGAAUGGGUUUUGUAUUUUUUUUUCCUUUUUUUAUUUUUGUUGUUUAUUGGAAUUUACAGGUUCAUUACAUCUAUGUAUUUAUUCUAAAUUCCUAAUGGAGAAUAGAGGUUUGUUUGUAGGCUUUUGAUCUCUCUUAGUUCUUUGGUUGUUGGGUAAAAUAUAGCGAUGUCGUAAUCAGCAACAUCUAUGGGCAAAGUACCUUGAGUUUUCAAGGCAAAACAAAUUAACCUUCUUUUGCAAA
Messenger RNA from Camellia sinensis, 1730 nucleotides. RefSeq lists its product as uncharacterized. The record is from RefSeq and is a predicted model, not a curated record. Lineage: Eukaryota; Viridiplantae; Streptophyta; Magnoliopsida; Ericales; Theaceae.